Messenger RNA from Dovyalis caffra, 444 nucleotides. The record is from the annotation of a GenBank genome assembly. NCBI's taxonomy places the organism in Eukaryota, Viridiplantae, Streptophyta, Magnoliopsida, Malpighiales, Salicaceae.
AUGGAUUCAGUUCCUAAGGUCGACAAACCAACUGAGCAUGACCGCCAACCCACUACCUCUGAGCUUUUCUCGAGUGCCAAGGUAGUGGCUGGGGCAGCUCAAGCCUCAUUCGGAAAUGAAAAGGACAAGGUAGACAAAGUCAAAGCUGCUGGUGCUGCAGAAGAUCUUCUUCAAGCUGCCUCUAAAUAUGGAAAGCUAGAAGAGAAAGGUUUGGGCCAGUAUGUAGAUAAGGCUGAGACUUAUCUCCACCAGUACCACUCUAAUUCCCAGCCAUCCACCACCUCCACCACCACCACCGCCGCCCCCAGCACCACUGGUUCUGGCCACACAGCCCCUGUUGACAAAAAAGAAUCGUCAGCCCAUCCGACUGGUGGUGAUGAUGACAAGUCUGGAAGUGGGCUCGGGGGAUCUGUCAAGUCAUUGGCCCAAGGGUUCUUCAAGUAA